AUGACAGUGAAACUUCCGUUUUCGAAAAUUGACUCGGAAGAAUUUGCCGAGGCCGUUCAGCUCGAGCUCCUGGACCGACUCGAAGCUGCCUCCCAACAGACCGGCAAGGGCAAGGCCCGAAAGCGAAAUUAUGUGAUCUGGUCCAACAGUGGAAAGAUGGAGGCGGAUGAACAGGGACGAGAAAUCACAGGAUGGAAAUUCAACGAGUGGGACUAUGGUAAACCCAAGAUUGUCCUCGCCUCCCAAUCACGUGGGCUGUUCACCCGAGACAACAAGAUUGUGGUGAGAGGAUACGAUAAGUUCUUCAACAUUGGAGAGGUGGCUACCACAAAGUGGGACUGGAUCGAGAGCAACGUGCGGGGGCCCUUUGAAGUGACACAGAAGGAAAACGGCUGCAUUUUGUUCUUCUCUGGUCUUGAAGACGGUACCCUGUUAGUGUGCAGUAAGCAUUCUACGGGGCCGGUGAACACAGGCGACAAAUCCGAGUCGCCAGAAGUCGAGCCCCUUGACCAGGCUUCUUCUCAGGAUCUCUCCGAAGUGAACAUGUCGUCGGCUAGUCGGGACAAGGGAGGCAGUCGAAGUCAUUCGUUUGCUGGUCUCUUGCACCUCAAGCGCCAUCUCAAGGCAAAGGAUCUCACCCUGAGAGACCUGGCCCUUACACUGCACGAGCUUAACGCUACUGCCGUUGCGGAACUCUGUGAUGAUGAAUUCGAAGAGCAUGUCCUUGCUUAUUCUGCGGAGGAGGCCGGAAUCUACCUCCACGGUCUCAAUCUCAACACCCCCACCUUCAGCACCUACCCCAGUUCCCGAGUUCGGGAGUUUGCCGAGACAUUUGGCUUGCGCCAUGUCAAGACGCUCGAUUUCGAGUCAAUCUCUGAUCUCAAGAAAUUCCUGACUCUUUGCGACGAGACUGGGCAGUACGAGUCGAAGGAUAUUGAGGGCUUUGUAGUUAGAGGAAAGACUGGCAACUCUUCCUCAGACUUCUUCUUCAAGUACAAGUUUGACGAGCCUUACUUGAUGUACAGAGGAUGGCGUGAAGUGACUCGAAAGCUGAUUAACAAGGGACGGGCAGAGGUCCACGUUACCAAGCAUGUUCACAUCACCAACCAGUAUUUGGAUUUUGUGGAGCCCAUUCUAGCUGCUGACAAGGCCCGUGCUGAUAAGUUCCUGGAUGGCCACGGUAUCAUUGGUCUUCGAGACGAAUUUCUGCACCAUCUUGGCAAGUCUGGAAAGGAGUUGUCUCUACAAGAGGACCUUGGGAAUUUGACUCUACAUGACCAGGUCCAACACAUUGUCAUUCUCCCCAUUGCAACCAUUGGAUGUGGCAAGACCACCGUUUCUUUGGCUCUACACAGUCUGUUUGGAUGGCAUCAUAUCCAGAGUGACAAUAUUAAGGGUACGGGAGUGGGUCGAAAGAUGGUUCAGGAGGGCUGCAGAAUCAUCAGAGACGGGGAUAAGGAGAAGAAGAGUCAGGUCAUCAUUCUUGAUCGCAACAAUAGCAACCUGAUUGAACGAAAGCAGUUGUUUGACGAGUUUGACAGGCUGAAAUGCAACCCCAUCUUUGUUUGCAUGUCGUUUGUGGACGGAGAUGACCAGGUUAGAGAAAAGCUGGCACGAGACCGGGUUCUUAAGCGAGGCGAGAACCAUCAGUCCAUCAAAGUAGAGACCAUGGGCAUGACACGAGUCGAUCAAAUCAUGCGGGAUCGAUGCAAGAAGAUGCAGGGUGUCAAUAAAGCCAAGGAGCCCGAUUCCAGGUUUGAUCUGGUGAUUGAGUGCGCAGUUGCUGCCAAUGUCACGUGGCAGAACCUCGAGACUGUGGCUAAAGAGAUGAGCAAGGAGUACGAGUGGACUGUUCCCAAGCUUCCAUCUCGAGAGGAGUAUGAGGCGGCAUUUGCUGCUGCUCUGAACUACGCCCCUACGGUUAGUAAUUUGAAGAAGCCUCAGAAACUGAAGCCCCAGUACGUGGCAGUGGCUGUUUGUGGUGUGAAUGAGGUGCUUAGCAAGCUUGGCUCGCCCUUCCUUGCUCAGUUGACACGUGAUGGCCGUGUUCAGGAGGAGUUUCACGUGACCUUGGCGCACGUGGCUGAGAAGAAGAACAACAACUACCACAAGCUGUUGUCUGAGUAUGUUGCCAAGUUGCUACCCCAUCUCGAAUCGGGCGUGAAUCCAAUUGAGAAGGUGAAGUUCCAAAUUCAUGUACCACGGGCCAUUUGGAACGGACGAGUGUUUGCACUUGAAGUUGACAGUGUUCAGGGGCCUCAGGACGAGACUCUGUUGGCGAGUAUCGACCAUACCUCGCUCGACAAGUUUUUGCAUGUCACCAUUGGUACGGCGGAGGAGGCCAUUCGUCCUAUGGAAAGUGGUCCUAUGGUUCAGAAUGCGACGCACUCAUGA
Yarrowia lipolytica CLIB122 is the source of this 2394-nucleotide messenger RNA. RefSeq lists its product as uncharacterized. Gene Ontology annotation, molecular function: GTP-dependent polyribonucleotide 5'-hydroxyl-kinase activity; ATP binding; phosphoric diester hydrolase activity. The record is from RefSeq and is a predicted model, not a curated record. Gene Ontology annotation, cellular component: nucleus. NCBI's taxonomy places the organism in Eukaryota, Fungi, Ascomycota, Dipodascomycetes, Dipodascales. Gene Ontology annotation, biological process: tRNA splicing, via endonucleolytic cleavage and ligation.